Molecule: messenger RNA, 1755 nt
Organism: Trichoderma virens Gv29-8
Lineage: Eukaryota; Fungi; Ascomycota; Sordariomycetes; Hypocreales; Hypocreaceae
Exons: 3
Coding region: 1-1755 (584 amino acids)
Biological process (GO): metal ion transport; transmembrane transport
Cellular component (GO): membrane
Molecular function (GO): metal ion transmembrane transporter activity
Source: RefSeq, a predicted model, not a curated record
AUGGAGCGCAGAAAGGUUGCAUCUUCGCCCGAAAACUAUACCCGAGCAAUUAUUUCGCUUUCGAGGAGAUAUUCAAGCACCUCAGUCUUCCCAGGAAACAAUUUCGUCGACAUUGGAGAAUGGAUGCUACAAGACCGAAGUCUCCUCCAUUCAGCAGCAAAUCCAAGGGAUGACGCCACUCUAUUCGCCUCCAAGUCCGAAGAGCCCCAUGAUCUAGUCAUCGUAUACAACAGUGGGGAAAGGAAAUGGGAUAUGCAACAGUAUAGUCAGCACGAACAUGAAGCCUUUUCCGCGGUCACAUCCAUUCCGCCGGGAGGCGCAGGGCAAAUAGUCUUUAUUCGUGGCUUUAUAUCACCAUCAUGGGUGUCAGCAAUUGGCAGCAAAUAUAGCAUCGACCCGGAGUUCUUUAGGCGGCACAUGGAUUUUCUGUCCGCGAGUAUUGACAGACAUGCGUAUAGUACUCCAUCGCUUCCUAGUUCUUCGAAAAACCUGUUUCGACUUUGUGUCAACACACUUCUUCAUCGCGACGAUUUCGGUGGACAGGAUCUCCAGUCACAGCGCUCAGAGCAAUCUACCGAACUAGCAACGUACAAGAUACAACAACUUGGUUCUACUCGAGUGUGCUGUGGAGAUUCUUUGGUGCGAGAGUACUCCACUGUUUGUUCUUCAUUCUCUGUGAUUGAGCAAUGGAUCUCUCUCUGUAUCACCAAAACCGAAAGCGGGUGGACUGUUAUUGCCUGGAUGGACCAAGGUAGACCCUUGGAAAAAUCCCCUCCCGGCCCAUGGACAAGUCACAUCGAGUCGAAAGCUACGCCUCUUCCCGUCCUUCAACAUCAUCCUAAGAUGGCAUUUCGAACGACCACAAAUCGUCUGGAUCCAGAUGCAAAUGUUUCAGCACAGAUUCAGCAAAGUACAUCUAUUCUACCCCUACAAUACGAUUCGUUGAUCGCGCUUGUCGAUUUAGCCCGCCGUGCCCCUCAAGAUCCGCUUUCUAUGUGCAUUCCGUUAUUUUCGCACGCCGCCUUUUCCGAAGUUCAAUUUUUGAAUCUUAUCGAGUCGAGAAUACAAAUUCAGAUAAAUACCAUUGUUGAAGGUGUUUCGACCGAUGCGCUGGGAACUCUUCAAUAUUUUUCCAACAUUCUCAAUCGACAUGCACAGCAGUUGAAAGAUAGUACUCUUGUACUUAACAAGUUGGCCGAAAGAAGUAACCAGAUAUUUGGCAGAGCUAGAGCAGAAAGUCCGCUGCCACCAAGUCUUGGAGUUGGCACACGGCGGCAGGCAUCAGACCCAGAGACAGUCAGAAAUUUUGGAUCUAGUAGUUCCGACGGCACCUUCACAACAAAGGGUGUUUUAGAAGACUAUGAGGAACUUCGUAUUCGUUGCAUUGAAUUGUCCAAUCUUUGCACCAGCGGCAUAACUCUGGCAAUGAACAAAGCUACGAUUGAGGAAUCUCGAAAAGCUAUUGAGCAGUCGGAGCGUGUCAAGAAGCUUACUAUUCUUGCCACGCUUUUUAUCCCUCUCAAUUUCAGUUCCAGUCUAUUUGGUAUGAAUAUUGAUCUGCUCCAGCAGAAUGCGGUGAGAUUUUGGUGGUUUUUUGUCUUGUGUGCCCCGAUUACGCUUUUUGCCUAUAUUUUUUAUCUCUGGGAUUACCAGUUCCUGAGACGAUGCUGGACGAGGCUCUGGAAAGGUCUUUUGUAUCAUAGGAAAGGAAGUGCUGCUGGGGGAAGCGACAAAGAUCCAAGCCAUACAGUGUAA